This is a messenger RNA of Paraglomus occultum, 304 nucleotides long. Lineage: Eukaryota; Fungi; Glomeromycota; Glomeromycetes; Paraglomerales; Paraglomeraceae. The record is from the annotation of a GenBank genome assembly.
AUGUCUUUUAAAGCAGCAGGCAAACGUUUCCUAUCGACAGUAAAAGAAACAAACGGCGGCACCGAGAUAGACUUCACUGGCGUGGGAAAGGCUAUUGGAAUGGGGGCACUUACCUUCAUGGCGGUGGCAAAAUAUCUCGAGAAAAAAAGGAAGGCUGAAGAAUUACUGCCGGCGAUCUUAAAGAAAAAGAAAUGGAAUAUCAACGGAGCAAUCAGGACAUUUGACACAGAUUCAGUCUACUAUGUAGAUCCAGCAAAUAACGAGGAAAAUCAGAGAUUCCUAGCUAGCAUCAAGAAUCGCCAUU